This is a messenger RNA of Acomys russatus (golden spiny mouse), 1204 nucleotides long. Its product is annotated as cytochrome b5 type B. The record is from RefSeq and is a predicted model, not a curated record. The coding region runs from base 66 to 506 and encodes 146 amino acids. The transcript is spliced from 5 exons. Lineage: Eukaryota; Metazoa; Chordata; Mammalia; Rodentia; Muridae. Gene Ontology annotation, molecular function: heme binding. Gene Ontology annotation, cellular component: intracellular membrane-bounded organelle; mitochondrial outer membrane.
CGGCUACGGAAGCCGACGAGGGCUUAGCGGAACUUCAGCUAGCGGCGGAGAGGGACUCGGACCCAAUGGCGACCUCAGAAGCCAGCGGCAGCGGCGGAAAUGGCGAGGGCCGCGACCAGUCCGUCACCUACUACCGGCUGGAGGAGGUGGCGAAGCGAAACUCCGCGGAAGAGACGUGGAUGGUGAUCCACGGGCGAGUCUACAAUAUCACCCCCUUCCUCAGCGAGCAUCCUGGUGGGGAAGAGGUUCUGCUGGAACAAGCUGGUGCUGAUGCAACCGAAAGCUUUGAAGAUGUCGGCCACUCCCCUGAUGCCAGGGAAAUGCUAAAGCAGUACUACAUUGGUGAUGUCCAUCCGAAUGACCUUAAACCUAAAGAUAGUAAGAAGGAUCCUUCAGGAAGCAGUACAUGCAAAAGUUGCUGGGGGUAUUGGAUUGUUCCCAUCGUGGGCGCUAUUCUUAUAGGUUUCCUGUAUCGUCACUUCACGACCGACAGCAAAUCCUCCUGAGGACCAUGUUGAGGUGUGGGAGAAUAUUCCCCUGGGAGUGAGAAGUAGAGACUUGCUUGGGGGCUGCAGCGGUGCUCCCUCCUUGAGUCCUGCCAGUUUGUUUCUUUCCCCUUGGAGCCAAGAUGGUUGACCAGAUAUCUAUCUUCCUUCAGUGUAGGACCAGAGUCCUUCAUCAGCCAGAGACGCCUGAAGCACCUGCUCACAUUGUGUCCUUGCGAGAGUCUCUUCUCACUCAUUCAAGAGUUUAUGCCAAUGAUUUAGAGUCCCUAUGUUGUAGUGACAUGGCCUUUCUGGGACAAUACAUGAUUUCUGAUACUUGGAAUUCACAUUAGACAUAUUUAAGGCAAUAGCAGUCUAGUUUUUAAUCUUUUCCCAUUUUUCUUUUAAGUAAAUUUUUUUGGUUCUGAUUUAAUUUGGUCAUUUAUCAUAAGGUAUUUAAUUCAUGAUGUUAAAAUGUGUAUCUCUUAUUUAAAACACAGCUACCAAAUGCUUUGUGAUUUAUUAAAAGUAAGGGGCCAGCAAGAUGGCUCAUUGGGUAAAAGCAGUUGCCACAAAGCCUGGCGACCAGAGUUUGAUUUCCUGGACCCACAUGGUAGAAGGAGAGAACCAACUGCCAAUACCUGUCCUCUGACCUCCACAUGUGUGCUUUGGCCCUUGUGUAAAAAUACACACACACACACACACACACACACACACAC